This is a messenger RNA of Crotalus tigris (Tiger rattlesnake), 4420 nucleotides long. Its product is annotated as adenylate kinase isoenzyme 1-like. NCBI's taxonomy places the organism in Eukaryota, Metazoa, Chordata, Lepidosauria, Squamata, Viperidae. Gene Ontology annotation, cellular component: cytoplasm; cytosol. Gene Ontology annotation, molecular function: AMP kinase activity; ATP binding. The record is from RefSeq and is a predicted model, not a curated record. The coding region runs from base 1910 to 2569 and encodes 219 amino acids. The transcript has 5 exons. Gene Ontology annotation, biological process: nucleoside triphosphate biosynthetic process.
GGACCGGAAGCUGGAGACGGCGCUGCGCUGCCCAGCCUGGUUUACGAAAGGACUAGACUGCAUUGUUGUUAUAUGUUCGGCAAGUUGAGCCAGAAGUGCAGAAAAUGUAUCCCUUUGGAUUUUCUGGACCCCUCCAGUCAUAUCCAGCUUUCUGGAUACUUGGCCAGAACAGUGCGAGAAAAUGGCUCUGGCCCGGUUGGGAAGAAAGUUUGGCUUGCAAAGCGGCUCCUAAGAACUGGCGGCUCCGGAAAGAUCAGAUCCGAUUAAAGAAAAAGUGGGAAAUGGCAGAGCCUUCUCUUUGGAAGGGACGUUGAUUGGGAAUCCCUAUACUUCUCGGGCAGAAGUCAGAGAUACUGCGCCAAAGGAACCUUGGCAUUCUUAAAUCACUAUAGUUACCAAGAUGAGCUUGUUGCAAGAUGGUGUUUGGUGGGAGAAUGUAAACAUAAGGGUUAAAGGGAGAAUGUAAACAUAAGGGUUAAAGUCAAAGAAAUGCCGUGUGAGUCUUCACAGCUUUCAAAGAAAACUUUCAUGUCAGAUUGAUAUUAAACAGCCUCCCCAGGAAUGCAACCUAGGUUUAAGGAGCUUCAAGUCAAUGUUGAUUCUCAGUCUUCGCAGUUUGCAGUGGUUUGAUCUUGCCCUCUUCCUAGAGCUGAGAGUGACUGUCCCAAGGUUGCCCAGCUUGGCUUUAUGCCCAAGGCAUAACUCACGGUCUCCUUUUCUAGCCUAGUGUAAGAGGAAGGGCCUCUUAAAUAAAUACCACGGGGUGGCAUUCAAUCCUUGCUUCUAACACUAUUUCUUUUAACGUGGUCUUUUCUUGUAACGUGUUUUGGCUAACAGUGUAAUUGAGAUUUUAUACAAAGGUUUUCAGAUCAGCCACACAGUUCAUUUACGGUUCGCUUUAGAGAACGAGAACCUGCAGUUUUGCCCAUUCUACGUAAACACUCCUUCUGAUUUAUUUCUGCUUCCACUCUGCUCUUGUUCCCUGGGGGCUUGCAGCUUAACCUGAAGUUGCAGUUUUCCGGUUUGAAAGGAAAAUCUCUUUGGUUUCCACCUAUUGCCGGAGUAUGAGCGGAAACGCCUGUUCUUUUCAGCGGAAGUUGCGGGGUGGGUCUUAUGAACUCUGAGUUAGCGUGCGGUAGCUUCGUUUGGCAAGCAGGGUGGGGAGAUGGGAAAGAGUAAUUUAAUGUAUUUAAAAUGGCGUUGUAAUUUCAUGCUUUGCAAUAGGAAUUCAUGAAGAACAGCUCCCUUUCAAAGGAGCAUAGGGGGUGAAUAGACAUGUUUAGACUCCACUGAAUCUGAUCUAUUCAAUGCCAGUAGAGAAUUGAACUCGGGGCUUACAUUUUAACUAUUACACCAUCCAGGCUUCUAGAUAUAUCUCCUAAUCUGUUACAGACAUAUACAAAAUAGUUCAUAUAUAAGUACUGGUGGGACCAGAAAAUAGACGGUAAUAGAAAAUGAAGCUAAAGUGCUCUGUGAUUUCAAACAGAUAAGCACACACAACAUCUCGGAUUUAACUGUUCAAGGCAAAAAAAAAAAACAAAAAAAAAACCUGUACUGUAUAGUGGUGUGGUACUACCUGUGGACAGCAUGUAGUGCAGGAACUGGAGAAAACCACAAAAUAACAAAGACCUGCAAAUAGAAAUUGAACGACAUCAUUUAUUUGUUGAGAGAGUUGAGCUGAGUAGAGAGAAGCACUUCUUUGUGAACAGUUUAGACUAGUUGCAACAGAUUACCAACCAUGAAAGCGACCUGCCCCUCCCAGUUUUGCUUGAUCCAGGUUUGGUGAGUCUUGACAUCAGAUGUCUGUGACAUCAGAAUGUCAGCUAAGCUGAAAUGGCCAAAUUAGUUUUGUACAUCAGUUUGCAGUCUGCUGGACCAGUGCCUGGAGAUCUUGGGAUGAGUCUUCAGAAUGGGGAUUUGCCAGGGCAGUAUUCCAAAAUCCACCAAACCCUUGAAGCAUGAACUAAAAGAAAAGUUGAAAGACUCUAUCAUCAUCUUUAUGAUAGGAGGUCCUGGCUCUGGUAAAGAUGUGCAGAGUAUCCGGCUAGCUAGCAAAUACGACUUCUCCCAUGUGGCUAUUGGAGAACUGCUGCGGGAAGAAGCCAGCAGGAGUACUAGUAAGGGCAAAGCCAUUAGGGAGAUCCUGAUGAAAGGGGCUCUGGUGCCCUCGGGCUACGUCUUAGAACUGCUGACUGACAGGAUGUUAAAAGCUGAAAAUUUCAAAGGAUUCUUUAUUGAAGGCUUUCCCCGAGAAAUCAAUCAAGCCAGGCUGUUUGAGGAAGUUGUGGGACGUUUGCCCAACAUUGUUAUAGUAUUCGACUGUUCUACAGAGACUAUGAUCCAGCGGCUGAUGAUCAGAAGCCAGCUGGGCCAAAGAAUGAAUGACCAUGAGAGAAUUAUCCGGCAACGGCUUGAGACUCACUAUACACUGUGUGACCCUGUCCUCACUUACUACCUGCAGAAAAGCAUACUCCGGAAUAUCCUUGGGGAGGAACCCCCAGAAAUAGUCUUUACCAAGUGCUGCAGUGUUGUUGAUGAUGUGAUAAAAGCAGCUACCUCUGUGGUAUAGCUAUUUAGUUCUACAGAAAAAUAAAAGAUUUUAAGCUCUGGUCUAUUAGCAUGCCUUCCUCAGACCCCUCCCCCCCUUUUUAAAAAAGAUCUUGAUUCAGAACUGCAUCAACCUCACCCAAUAAUCUAAUAAUCUGAAGCACCGAGAAUGGUCCUGUCUAUGACAAUGUAUUCAGAAAUCUAGAUUAAAUUAUAUCCUGCAAUCUCCAAGAAAAGCCAUGUUUGCAAAUGGUUUUCUGUGAGCAAAGUUAACUGCUGGCCAAAACAAGAAUGAAAGAUCACUUUCACAGUAAGCAAUCAUAGAAUAAAGGGGAAUUACUGUUGCAGCAUAUAAGCAAGCUGUGAUCUACAGAGUAGUCUUAGGUCAUUCUAUUAAUUGAGAUGCUCUUUCUGAAAUUCCUCAGUCAAGGAUACAUUCCCACUUGUUUAAUUUAUCUCUGGAAUUAAGUUUGUACUUUCAAAGAGUAUCAUAUCUCCAAAUCAUGUCUGAGGUAGCAAAAUUCUAAGGUAAGACAUUCUGGGAAUUACUAAGCCAUAAGGAUUUUCAGCUGGUGAUGGUACAUAUCAGGAACAUGGAUAUAAUUAUAAUUGGGCACUUUUCCAACACAACACUUUUGAACUCUAAUAUAUACUUUUCAUAGAUCUAAAUCACAAAUGAGUAUCAGCAGGAGGUAUGGUGACAUUUUAAAAACAACUGCAUAUUUACCCAUCACUUCCAUUAAGUUAUGACUACAGAUAGUCCUUGAUUAAUAACUAUUCAGUUAACAAUGGAUCAAAAUUAUGGGUCUCAGAAGUGAUUUAUGUCCUGUCCCUAAAAGUUACGACUGCCACACCACCCCGAAAGUCAACUGAUCGCAAGUCAGGCAAUUAGCAACUGGCUCACAUUUACCUGCUGCAACAUCCUACAGUCAUGUGAUUGCAAUAUGUGACUUUCCCAGACAUUUUCUGAUAGGUUUCCAACAAACAACCUCAACUGGGGAAAUCAGAUUUGCUUAAAGAUAGCAGUAAAAGUAAUUGUAAAAUCAAGUCUGGUCACAUUCACUUAAUGACUGUACCUCUUACUGACUGAAAUUCUGGACCCAAUUGUGGUUGUAAAUUGGGGACCAUCUGUAUUGCCCAUGUCAAUAGAUUUGUGAAUGCCUUGCAUCAUCCUUCAUACUUCCUUCCCUUUCAACUCAAAAUAAAAAGUAUCUUGUAGGCCUCAGUCCUUAGUUGUAUAUAUAGUCCUUGGUCUGUUUUUAAAAUCUCUCUGUAAUACCAGCUCAGACUCAAAGUAAUUUAUCCCAGCCUGUAACAACGGGUGGAGAUGGGAGGCAGCAAAGGGAGACCAAAUGCUGAAGAAAAUUAUUCUUUAGUGGAAAGAGUACCCUCAUGUAUAUUUCCAAAUAUCUUCUCAGAUCCUGCAAAGCAUUUUAGACCAAAUUAUCCAAAUAGAUUUAAUGAUGAAUAAUCUGCUAGGGGGUUCCAGCCAUUGGUGCAAGAAGCUGGAAAAUUCACUUUUAUGAUAUACCACUCCUAUAUGCUGAUACCUAAGAACGAAGCUGUUUCAAAACUCUACAUACGUUGAAUUUCAAGAUUAUCACAAGUCAAAUCACAGUUCAGUCUAUGGAACCUCAUGAAGAAAUAAGCCUGCCGCUGCUCACAUCAAAUAUCUGUUCCCACUGCCCUGGCAACAUUCAAACCUUCUGGGUCCUGUUUUUGGAAACAUACACAAUUUGCAUCAGAGACUUUAAAACAAAAAAGCAUUUUAUUCAACAAAAAUGCACAAAUGCCUGCUCAAACUAUAAAAACACAGGAAGCUCUUAAUUCAUGACCAUUAUCAGGCUUUUACAACAGCUAUAUCGUGAACAAA